This is a messenger RNA of Spodoptera littoralis (African cotton leafworm), 1389 nucleotides long. The record is from the annotation of a GenBank genome assembly. NCBI's taxonomy places the organism in Eukaryota, Metazoa, Arthropoda, Insecta, Lepidoptera, Noctuidae.
AUGCGGAGAACUUUAUUAAAAUCAUUUUCUAGUCUCUCAAUUAAUUGUAAGAGGCAAUAUGGUUGGAAACCUGUGGAACCUUUGGACCCAUGCAUACAGGUGACCAUUCUUCAUAAUGGUGUAAAGAUUGCCACGGAGGAGGUAAAAUCUCCACUCGCGUGCGUGACACUAUCGGUGGCUGCGGGUUCCAGGUAUGAGACAAAGUGUACUAACGGACUGACGCACUUUAUUGAGCAUAUGGCAUUUAAAGGAUUCCGAUCGAUGAGGAAAGAUAAGUUCGAAGAAGCUGUUGCACAUAUGGGAGCAAAGAUGACAGUGCAGACCUCAAGAGAAAUGCAGGUAUUCUCAGUUGUGUUGCCGUCUGAAAUGUCGACUGCCGCUGUAGACAAAUUGUCCAAGAUCAUUUGUGACAUCGAGUUUAGUGACGAUGAGGUUUGCAAAGAGAAGAAUAACAUCUGUUUGGAGCUAAAUGAUAAUGAUGUUAAUCCAAAACAGCUGGUGUUCGAUUAUCUACAUGCAACUGCCUUCCAGGGCACGCCGCUUGCGCAGCGCGUUAUGGGUACAUCUGAAAAUUUGGACAACUUUGAUGCGGUAAUGAUAGAUAACUUCAUGACUGACCAAUACCAACCUUAUAGAUUUGUUAUAGCUACAUCAGGAGAAGUGUCGCACGAUAAAAUAAUGCAGUAUGCAGAGCCACGGUUCGGGUGUAUAACACCACAGCCAUGUCGUGAGGCGGAGCCGGGACCCAGCCGAUACACUGGCUCUCAAGUAGUAUUUCGCGACGAUUCUAUGCCUUUCUGUUAUGCAGCAAUCGCAUUCGAAGCACCAGGCUACUUUAGCCCUCAAUACCUUAGUAUGCUGGUAAUGUCAUACAUAGUAGGUUCGUGGGACAAGAGCCAGAGCCGUGGCGAAAACCACGCGCCGCUAGUGGCGCGCGCGGUUUCAUGUGCUAACUUGUGCGAAAGGUACGAGACGUUCUACAUCCCGUACCGAGACAUCGGCUUGUGGGGCGUCUAUUUUGUGGCUGACAAGUGGAAGCUGGAUGUAGUGGUAUCUUAUAUUCAGGAACAAUGGUUGCAGUUGUGUACUAUGGUACAGAAAACCGAUAUUGAAAGAGGUUUGAAUGCGCUGCGGUUGACGUUCGCGCAACAGUACGGGAGUGUCGUGACUUCAUCACACGAUAUAGGUAAGCAGAUGCUGUAUACCAGCGGCCGCAAGUCAUUGGAGCAUCUGCUACAGAGCUUGAAUAAUAUCAAAGUGGAUAAUAUUCGGAACGUGGCAACCCAAAUGAUGUACGACAAGUGUCCAGCAGUGGCCGUCGUGGGUCCCUCAGAGACGAUGCCCGACUACAACAGGAUAAGAGCUGGCCAGUGGUGGCUUAGGGUUUAA